CCAAAAACUAAAGACCUCAGUCUCUUCCCCAAACAUGAUUAACAAUUGAGAAUGUUACGGUUAAUCAGUUAUCCUCCAUAGAGUGUACUAACCAUAUUACCUCAAAAACAAUGCAAAAUGGCAUACUUGCAUCAACACUUGCCCACAUGGCAGAAACCUGCACUUCCAUGCGGGACCUCAAGGUCCUCCAUGCCCGCGCCUUCUGCGCCUCCCUCCAUCACCAUCCUCUCGUCCUUGCCAAGCUUUUCCGCUUCGCUGCAGUGUCGCCCUUCGGGGACUUGUCCUAUGCCCACCGCAUGUUUGAUCAUAUGCCUCAACCAACCACCACCUUCUUCUACAACCUUCUCAUCCGUGGCCACUCCAACACCACUUCCAUCCCUUCGUAUCCCACCUAUUUUUUUAACCUUAUGCGCCAAAAGGGUAUCUUUCCAGAUGGGUUUUCCUUCACCUUCUUGCUUAAAUCCACCUCCAAGACCAACCUCCUUCCUAGUUCAGUUCACGGUGCCGUUUUGAAGGCCGGGUUUUGCUGCCACCUUUAUGUGCAGAAUGCAUUGUUACAUGCUUAUGCAGCAAAGGGGAUGAGUUUGACGACAAGGAGGGUGUUUGAGGAGGCUUUAAGAGUGGGAUUAGAGGUUGAUGUUGUGUCCUGGUCAGGCUUACUUGUUGCACACGCAAGAGCAGGGGAGCUAGAAAUUGCGCGACGGGUGUUUGAUGAAAUGCCUGAGAGGGAUGUAGUCUCGUGGACCACAAUGUUAUCCGCGUAUUCCCAGGCCAAGCUUCCACAGGAAGCGUUGGAGUUGUUUUGGGAGAUGAGGCAUACUGAGGUGAGGCCGGAUGAGAUUACCAUGGUGAGCGUGAUCUCGGCUUGCACAAAUUUGGGAGACAUAGAGACAGGGAGGAUGGUGCAUGAGUACAUAGAGCAGAAUGGGUUUAUGUGGAUGGUUGCACUCUGCAAUUCCCUGAUCGAUAUGUAUGGAAAGUGUGGAUGCUUGGAGAUGGCGUGGUAUGUAUUCAACGGCAUGAGGAGGAGAAGCUUGAUCACAUGGAACACAAUGAUUUCUACGUGCGCAAACCAUGGUAAUGCCGAUGAUGCAUUUGGGUUGUUUGAGUGGAUGAUUCGUUCUGGGGUUGUGCCCGAUGGAGUGACACUUCUGGCGCUUUUAGUUGCAUAUACUCAUAAGGGUUUGGUUGAUGAAGGGAUUAGGCUGUUUGAGAGCAUGAAAAGAGAGUAUCGAAUUGAACCCAGGAUUGAGCAUUACGGCGCCAUGGUGGAUAUGCUGGGACGUUCCGGGAGGCUACAGGAGGCAUAUGAUCUCCUUACAAGCAUUCCUAUUCCCUGCAAUGAUGUGAUUUGGGGAGCACUGCUUGGUGCUUGCAGGAUUCAUGGUGAUGUAGAAAUAGCAGAGAAGGUUAUAAAGAAAUUAUUGGAGUUGAAGCCGGAUGAAGGGGGAUACUAUAUUCUUCUCCGUGACAUCUAUGUUGCUGCCGGCCGACCGGUUGAAGCGAACGAGAUUAGGGAAGCCAUGGUAGCCAGUGGAGCAAGAAAAACUCCUGGCUGUAGUUGGGUGGAUGCAUGAAAGCUACAGCAGUCAAUAUAUUGUUGAUGCAUAGUUAAUUCCUAAUUAUACGUAGUUAACAGCAUAAGUAUCACAAUUAAUGAUAUGCAAAUAGUUUAUUGUUCUAGUUCAUUUCUGCUGCAGAUUUGUCCACAGGGAAUCUUCCAAAUUCCUGAUUUUUGACACUCUAUUGUAAAUACU
Arachis stenosperma is the source of this 1757-nucleotide messenger RNA. Its product is annotated as pentatricopeptide repeat-containing protein At1g74630-like. The transcript has a single exon. The record is from RefSeq and is a predicted model, not a curated record. The coding region runs from base 111 to 1577 and encodes 488 amino acids. Gene Ontology annotation, molecular function: RNA binding; protein binding. NCBI's taxonomy places the organism in Eukaryota, Viridiplantae, Streptophyta, Magnoliopsida, Fabales, Fabaceae. Gene Ontology annotation, biological process: RNA modification.